AUGCUCCUGAAGUCGUGCAUCCGCCAGUGCGGCCAAGCCAAGCGCUCUGCACCUCUCCCAUGCACUCCCUCCCCCCACCCCUCACUUGGCACACCAACAGGCACCGCCCAGGCUGCUGAGCUGGUCGCGGCCCUUCUCGGCUCCCCCGCGCGCCUGCCGCCCGGCGGCGCGUCGCUCGCCGUCGGCGCGGGCGGCGACGCGGCCACCAUCGUCGCGCUGAGGGCCGCGGUGGAGGAGCUGCUGCCGGCGAUCGAGGAGCGCACGGCCGAGCGCGCGGCCGCGGCUGCCGAGGCGCGCCCGGCCAAGGGCCCCGCCCCGUUCCCCUUCCCGGCCAUUGGCAAGGCCAAGGCUCAGGAGCCCGAGGAGGAAGAGGAGGAGGAGGCGCCGCGCCCAACAUCGCCGUUUGGCUCCCUCUUCACCCGCAAGACCCCACCGCCAGUCGAGGAGGAGGAGGAAGAGGAGGAGGAGCCCGCCAAGCCCGCCUCCCCCUUCGGCUCCCUGUUCGUCCGCCGCGCGCCCGCCGCCGCGCCCGCACCCGCCAAGCCCGCCGCCAAGGAAGAGGCGCCGCGGCCGUCGUCGCCGUUUGGCUCCCUGUUCGUGCGCCGCGCCGCGGCCGCAGAAAUUGAGGAGGAGGAGGAGGUGGCGCCCCGCAAGAAGGCUGGCGGCCUCUUCUCCCUCCCAUCGCUCGGGAAGCCAGUGCAGGCCGAAGAGGAGGAGGAAGAGGAGGAGGAGGAGGAGGAGCGCCCUGCCGGUCUGUUCGGCUUCGGGACCCGCAGCAUCAAGGCCAAGGCCUCAGCGGAUGCCACCUCCGAGCGCCAGACCGCGGCAGCCAAGGCGCGCCAAGACAGGGAGAGGGCCGCGGCCGAAGCCAAGGAGAGGGCCGAGGCGCUGCGCCGCGAGCGCGCAGAGGCCGCGGCCGCCAAGGCAGAGGAGCUGCGGAAGCAGAGAGAGGCGGCCGCGCAGGCCGCGCAGCGGCGCGCCGAGGAGCAGCGCCAGGCGCGCGAGCAGGCGGCCGCGCAGGCGCGCGCGAAGCAGGAGGCGGCGCAGCGCGAGCGCGAGCAGCUCGCCGCGCGCGCAGCGGCGGAGAGGGAGCGGGCCGCGGCGCAGCAGCGCGCAAGGGCGGAGUCCGAGGCGCGCGCGCGCGCGGAGAGGGAGCGCGCGGCCGCGCAGCAGCGCGCGAGGGAGGAGGCGGCGGCGCAGGCCAGGGCCAAGCAGGAGGAGGCGGCCAGAGCGCGCCAGCAGGCCGCGCAGGCGGCUGCCGAGCGUGCGGAGCAGCAGCGCCGCGCGCGCGAGGAGGCGCUGGCUGCGGCUAAGGCCAAGCAAGAGGAGGUCGCGCGCGCCCGCCAGCAGGCGGCACAGGCGGCCGCGGAGCGCGCCGAGGAGCAGCGCCGCGCGAGGGAGCAGGCGGCCGCCGCGGCAAAGGCGAAGCAAGAGGAGGCGAACCGCGCGCGCCAGCAGGCGGCGCAGGCCGCCGCAGAGCGCGCCGAGGAGCAGCGCCGCGCCCGCGAGGAGGCCGCUGCCGCAGCGAGGGCCAAGCAAGAGGAGGCGAACCGCGCCCGCCAGCAGGCGGCGCAGGCCGCCGCCGAGCGUGCUGAGCAGCAGCGCCGCGCGCGCGAGGAAGCCGCGCGCGCCCAGAAGGAGGCUGCCGAGGCCGCUCGCGCCAAGGCGGCUGAGGCGCAGCGGGCCGCCAAGGAGAAGGCCGAGGCUCUCGCGCAGCAGCGCGCGGAGGCGGCGGCGGCGGCAAAGGCGAAGGCCGAGGAGCUGAAGAAGCAGAGGGAGGCGGCCGCCGCGGCGGCGCGCGCAAAGGCAGAGGAGGCGCAGCGCGCGCGCGCGGAGGCGGCGGCGGCGGCGCGCGCGCAGGCAGAGGAGGCGAAGAGGGCCGCGGCCGAGAAGGCCGCGGCGGCGGCGCGCGCGCGGGCGGAGGCGGCCGCGAGGGCCGAGGCCGAGCGCGCCAAGGCGGCUGAGGCGAAGGCGAAGGCGGAGGCCGCGGCCAAGGCUAAGGCCGACGCGGCCGCCGCGGCCAAGGCCAAGGCGGACGCGAUCGCGAAGCAGCGGGAGGAGGCGGCGCGCGCCGCGGCGGAGCGCGCCGCCGCGCUGCGCAAGCAGCGGGAGGAGGCGGCGGCGCGCGCGCAGGCCGAGCGCCAAAAGGCUCUCGAGGCUCAGAAAGCUAAGGCCGAGGCCGCCGCCAAGGCGCGCGCCGACGCCUUGGCCAAGCAGAAGGCGGAGGCUGAGCGCAAGGAGAAGGAGCGGCAGGCGGCCCUGGCCAAGCAGAAGGCAGAGCUGGCGCGCACCCAGAAGAUCUCCGCCGGCAGCCAGAGGGUCACCCCUGGCACCCAGAAGGCGGCGGUCGGCACCCAGAGGGGCACCCAGAAGGUGACGGCCGGCAGCCAGAAGGUCACCGCCAAGACGCCGUCAGGCACGGGCACCGCUCGUCCGGGGACCCAGAAGGUCAGCACGCAGAAGGCUGGCACCCAGAGGUCUACCCCCGCCCAGAAGGCCCCCGCCCCCAAGUCGGACGACGGCCGCGGCUUCAUCACGUUCGGCACGCGCCGGCGGUGA
Monoraphidium neglectum is the source of this 2559-nucleotide messenger RNA. RefSeq lists its product as hypothetical. NCBI's taxonomy places the organism in Eukaryota, Viridiplantae, Chlorophyta, Chlorophyceae, Sphaeropleales, Selenastraceae. The transcript has 8 exons. The coding region runs from base 1 to 2559 and encodes 852 amino acids. The record is from RefSeq and is a predicted model, not a curated record.